AAGUCCAGGCUUUUGGGCUCCUCUUUUGUGGGUUCAGUUUUCGCAUCCCUUUUUCUUCUCUUGUUCUUCUCUCCACAGCGUGGCGCGGCGUCCGGCUUUUCUACCGGUGAUAGGCAGGACUUAGGCCACCGGCGGCGACCAUCGGAGAGCGGAAACAGUGAGUUGCUUCCGCUGUUCCUUGCCUCGGUGUUGUCCGAAGGCUCGUUCUUUGGGUUGUUUCGGGUUGCGGAAGGAAUAGGUGCGAAAAAAGAUAUCUUGUCCUUACUUUUUUGUGGUUCUUCGACGACAGGAGGAGAAACUCUAGAAAAAAGAAGCGUUCUUAGUGCGCGUUUGGUUGCGAUUUAUUGGAUCUGUACGCCGGCAGAAACGUCAGGGAUCGGCGUGUAUCCGGGGACGGCCAGAGGGCCUUUGGAUAGAGGAAGGUUCCUAGGGUUUGAUUUAUUUAUAUAGCCGUGGGGUUUUUGAGCUCGAUGCUCGUUGGAACUGGGUAAAUUGAUCAUUGAUGCCUCCCGAACCAUUGCCAUGGGAGCGGAAGGAGUACGCGUUCAAGGAUCACCGGAGGCACGAGCGCGGGGAGGCCUUUGGUGGAAGUGGCGGCGGUUCCUCAUCUUCCUUGACGUGGAGGGAGUCCUACCACGGUUCCUGUGACUUUUCCCGUGCCUCCCCCCGCCGACAUCUUUCAGUUCGUUAUCGGCAGGGCGGAGGUUACCAUCAGGUGUAUCCGGAGGACUCUGCUGGACGUGUGUUCGUACCGUCUCGUUCUGACAGAUUUUGGAUGGAAGAUGAUGAUUUAAGGUUGCCUUCUACUAGUUGCUUCAGUGGCUGCCGCAGCAACGGCAGCAGCGUAUACAGUAGGGAGAACCGAGGAUCUCUUCGUCAAUCCCCUGGCCGUGAUGGCAGUGACGUCCCCAGACAGCAACACCAUCAGGAAACCAAUACGACCGACUUUCCCAGACGGCAACACCGUCAGGAAACCAAUGUGACUGACUUUUCCAGAGGGCAACACCGGGAACCCAAUGCAACUGACUUCCCCAGACUGCAACACGAUCAGGAAAUCAAUGUGACCUCUCACAGAUCUGUCACUGCUCUGGUUUCUUCAACAUCUCAGACCUCACCGAACAACAACUAUCAAAGUGAUGUUGUUGAUGAUGGUUUGGGCUCAGGCCAAAUAUUUGAUCAUCGGGACCAUUCAUUGGGUUCAAUACCCUGGAAGAAAUGGAGCCGUUCAUCCUCAGCUAAGAACGGUAGAACUGAGAUGGAUGACGCUGGAACUAAGCUGUGGUCACAUGUGGAGAAGGAAACUUUUGUCCAGGCUCCGGUAGCUUCUUCCUUUGCUUCAACUGAAAGUGCUUUUAAGAAACCACGAAUUGGAUGGGGGCAAGGGCUUGCCAAGUAUGAGAAGCAAAAGGUGGAAGGAUUUACAGAACCUUCUGUUGGUGCAUGCUUGUCACCAUCAACUACAUGUUCAACUACAUGCAGCUCUUCACCAGGCACUGAAGAUAAGUUUUGCAGCAGGGUCAGGAAUAAUGACACUAGUCUGAGUCAAAAUAAUGAUUUGCCUGGAUCCACAUUUCCUUCUUCCUAUGAGGAAGUCCUCACUAAUUUGGAUUGUUUGCAAGUCAAUUCUAUGAGUUUGCUUGAUUCCCUGCUUGCUGAUUUGGUUCAACCUGAGGAUGCUUUUGGUGGCGAUUCCGAUUUAAUGAGGCUUUCUAUGAACAAACUAUUGGAAUUAAAGCUGCAGGCUUCAAAUGCAUAUGAAAAGAUAGAGAAUAAAAUUGAUUUACUAGAAAAGGAGCUCAAGGCAAUGAUUUGUGAUACUAAAGCUGAUGCUUAUCUAGACUCUUUGAAAUCAGCAGAUGCUGCUGCUUCUGAGCUGAGUAAAGGGCCAUUGGAUGAUUUAUCAAUUGAACAUAAUCAUUUGAAAGAUCAGCGGAUGGAGUAUGUGGAAUUGUUAGCCCUUGAAGACAAUGAGCUCAGGUCUUCAAGAAUAUUUGUUGAACAUGAAACUGCGGCUGAAGAAACAGUUUCGUCUGCUUUCGAAAAGGAACCCUUUGGUAGCAGUUUGGAGAAAUCAGCUGCAAGUGCUUCAUUAAUUGAAGGUGAAAGGUUGAAGGCUACUGAACUAUCAGAUAUGGUUGAAGGGAGGCUGAUGGUUCCCAGUGAAGUUGAUAGAGGAAGUUUUGCGAAUGACAGCAUCUGUGUAGGUGCUGAUGGUACUGUGCAGGGGAUGCCAGAUUCUAAUUUAGUAAACAUAAUGAAUAAAUCCAACAGGGGCACUUCAAAGCUUUCCUGGGAGGAAUUUUAUAUGGCACUCUCAAAACAUCUGCCUCAGUCAGAUAUUUGGGGAUUUGUUAAUUUUACAUCACUUUGUAAGCAUGGAAAGCAAAUCAAAGAGAAGCUUUCGAUAAUAAAACGGCAACAGAAAUUCAAACUACGGCUUCUUGCUCUUAAAUUUAGGGUGCUACAUCAGUCGUGGAGGAAUAAAAAACUUCGCACUAAAUUAAACAAGCAGUCUGAACUUAGCAAUCCUUCAAUUCAAAAUAGUUCUCAAAAGCAACGGUCUUCAAACCGAUCACGAUCUGCCUCAACUGGUAAAUUAUCCUUGGGUUCUACUACAAAAAUAAUGCACAGUGCAAGUAAAUUGCUGUCAGAUUUACAUAUCAAGCCUUUUAGAAAUCAUUUGAAGAUGCCAUCACUAUUAAAUGAUAAGAGCCAGAGGUACGAUACGUUUGUUAACAAUAAUGGAUUAAUAGAAGACCCUCUGAGUUUUGAGAAUGAAAGAGCAAUGAUAAACCCAUGGACGCAAGAAGAGAAAGAAGUUUUCAUGGAGAUGCUUGCCAGAUAUGGUAAAGAUUUUAUUAAGAUCUCUUCCUUUCUAGACCAUAAAAGCAUCGCAGAUUGUGUUGAAUUUUAUUACAAAAACCACAAAUCAGAAGGCUUCAAAAAUGUGAAGAAACAGUUGAAUCUUAGAAAGCAACAACAGUCUUUACCAGCCAAUACCUACCUUGUAUCAUCACGAGAGAAUUGGAAUCACAGAAAAAAUGUUGAAUCUCUUGAUUUAUUGAGUGCAGCAUCAGUUAUGGUGGCACAAAAUGAAUAUACUGAAAAGAUUGGAAAUCAUGCAGGAAAUAUUUCAUCUAGAAAUUCUGUUUAUUUAUUUGGGACAGAUAAAGUUAACAUAUCUUCUCAAGAAAGAGAAUCUAUGGCUGCUAAUGUAUUAGCAGGGAUUUGUAGGACUCGAUCCUCAGAGACUAUCAGCUCACAUGAGACUAGUUCUAUUGAUCCUGCUAAGAAGAUCAAGGAUGAGACAAACCUGGACAUGGACGCUACUUGUUUUUCGGAUGAAGGUUGUGGAGAAAUGGAAUCAGCUGAUUGGAUUGAUGAAGAGAAGACUAUGUUUAUCCAAGCUUUAAGCAUGUAUGGAAAGAAUUUCACGAGGAUUGCAGAUUACGUGAAGACAAAAUCAAAAGAACAAUGUAAGAUCUUCUUUAGCAAGGCUCGAAAGUGCCUUUCUCUUGAUGCAAUUAAUCAAGGUUGUGCCACCGAGGUUAAGCCAGUAAACCCAACAAACAGAGGAAGAAGUGACACAGAUGAUACCUGUUGUAUCAAGACUAAUUCUGCAGUCUGCAGCACACAAUCUUGUUCCAAAAUUGAUGAUGAUGUCUCCCAGCCUGUGGCGACCAAUGGUUAUGAGGGGAUCACCCAUUGUGCAAGCACUGAUUUUCAUGUUGAAACCGAGAGAUCACAUGAACAGGAUAGCGUAGUAGAUAAAGGCAUUCUGGAGGGCAAGGAUAAAGUUGAUAAGCAGGUAGUGUCCUUUUCUCAUGAUGUUAAGCAGACACCCAAUGUGGACAAUCUUCAAUCUGAUGUUCCACUAAAGGAAAAUAUUGUUACUCCAUCAGGAUACGAAGCUGUAAAAUGUGAGGCUGCAGAUUCUGCAGGAGAAGCAAAUUUUGAUGAAACUAGAAGUAUUAUUUCUCUUCCGGGGCCUGCUGUCUUAAUCAGAAAAAGUGAGCCAGUUGCAGAAUGUCUCAAACCGAAGCCAGAACAAAUAACUGCUAGUAUUUCCCCUGUUAGAGGGACUGUUGGAUGUUCUCCUGUCGAAAGUACGAGGAAGGAAGUAGAUUCGAAGUCACCAUUUGCUGCUGAGGUUGGGCUGUCAAACAAAAAAUCAACCAACAUCAGCUCCAUUGCCAAUGAAAAUGGCCUGCCUUUGUGUGCAAAAGCUUCAGUUCAAAUUGGAUCUUCAAUAAUCUCAGCAAAUACAUGCCCAUCUACUGCAAAGAAUCUGCAGUCCAUCUUAUUGGAGCAGGAAGAUAAGCACUCUGUACCAUUGAAUUCAUUUCUAUCAGAUCCAUCUAAUAUAUGUUUUGAGGACUCUCCUUGCACAUUAUCCAAAGCUACUUUUAAGUCCAAGGAUCAUGGGAUUAAGGGUCAAAAAUUGAUUAAAAUGGAUCUCGACCAACAAUAUAUGCUUACAAACUUACCACUCACCCAAGUUGAUCACAAUAUGCAUAUUAUGAAAAGCUCUCCGCUACAUUCACUCAAACAAGAAGCCAAUGGGGAAACUAACCCUCCUGCACUUGAGCAGCUUAGUCAGCAUCAGGUAGAAAACCGAAAAGACAGUCUCUCCCAACCAAAUCAUUUUCUUGCAUCAGAUAAGCACCAGCAUGAAAGCAACAUCUCCACUCCACACUCAAUAACUACUGUGAUAUAUCCAAGUGAAAAUCAAUCAGAGGCCAAACUCAGAACUUGUUUCAAGAAUGUUGGUGUUGAUGAAGAGAAACCCAGACCUGGAGAUCUGAAACUUUUUGGUAAAAUCCUUAGUACAUCCACACUGAAAUCUGGUUCAUCAUCCCAUGGAUAUAAUCAAAGAUCUUUAUUGUCCAAGAUGGACGGUGCUUCAAAAAUGACCGAUUCCAGUAAGGUUAAAGGUGCUAGUCAACUAGUAAAUGCUGGUUCAGGUCAAGUAAACCUAGAAACAACUUAUGGUUUCUGGGAUGGGAAGAGAAUACAGACUGGGUUUUCAUCAUUGCCAGAGACUGCUUCUAUUUUUUACAAGUACCAAGGGACACCAACCAGUACAUCUCAUUAUCUGGCCAAGGACAACAUUCUAGGUUGUAAUGGAAGAAUUCUCACAGACUACCAGCAGCCCUAUAUGCAGCCAUUGCCAUCUAAUUUGAAGCAGAUAGAGACCAUUCGCGGGCUCCAGAAAAGAACUAUAUUCAACAUGAUCCCAGGGUUUCAGCAGCAAGUGCGGGUAACACCUCUGAGUACCAACAUGAUGGGAGGUAGAAUGUUGGUUGGUGGAGCAGUGUCAAAUUCAGUUGCGUCAGUCAACAUGCAUUUUUCUCCAAGGGCCAAGGUUUUAGGCAGUGAAAUGGACCUGUGGAGAGGAGACAUGGGAGGCAGAUUGUAGGAGGCAGGCUUGAUCAAGACAUCAAGUAGGUAUUCGAUGGUUAUGUAGGUUUAAUUUUUUUAGGCAUUUUCUCUUUGCCUGCUUGUAUCAUUUUUACCCUUUGUUAUUUGCAUCAAAUUAAACAUGGUUGUGGGAUUCCCAUUCCAGACCAUGCGAACGUGGUUUUGUUUUCCUUCUUUUUGCUAGAUUAGCUUGAGAUUUUGUAUAUUCUUUAUUACAUAUACAAAAUCAGCUGCCACUAGAAUGAGCUACUGCAUAAUAGUUCCAAGCUUGUCGCGAGUGGAAAAUAGCCUGAAUGGUUGGGAAAAUGUUAUUAUUGUUCUUGUGAUGA
Messenger RNA from Zingiber officinale, 5750 nucleotides. RefSeq lists its product as uncharacterized. The transcript has 4 exons. Lineage: Eukaryota; Viridiplantae; Streptophyta; Magnoliopsida; Zingiberales; Zingiberaceae. Bases 503 to 5419 code for a protein of 1638 amino acids. The record is from RefSeq and is a predicted model, not a curated record.